AUGUCGAGCCGCAAGCACAGCGGCACCUCCAGCAGCGGCGCCACGUCCGCCGCCGCCGCCGCCGCCGGCCGUGCAGCGGCGCCCGCGCACGCCGGCGGCGCCCUGCCGUCGUUCUAUGCCAACGGCGGCACGGCGCCGGGCGCGCUCAAGGGCGGCAGAGGGCCCAACCGCACUUCAAAGGCAUCGGGCAAGCUCAAGAUUCUUCCUUCCGAGCCUGCCUCCGAUGCCGCUCGUCCUUCAAAGUCGCUCAUCCCGACGACGCGCUCCGCCGACGACUCCUCCACCGACGACGACGCGCCGUCGGCGAUUCGGCGCGCCAGCGUGGGAGGCGCAGAGGAGGAGGAGGAGGAGGAGGAGGCAGUGUAUCAUUCGGAACGCGCGUCAAAGACGCUGGCGCAGAUCCCCGAGGGCAGCAUGAGGAGAGAUGCGCGCCGCCUGACGCGAAAGGCGAGGGGCAACUUGCCGAGAGUGACGGCUUAUAGUACGGCUACCUCCUACCGCAUGCGCGACCUGACGCGCUGGCUGGCGGCCAGGCGCGACUCGCACCGCACCAACCCCAUGACGUUCGACGAGUGUGUGUACACGACGUACACGUACGACGAGUGGGACGAGGCACAUGGCGUGGCGCCCGCGAGAAGUGUGGGCAGCGGCCCGCCGCCGCCGAGGAACAACGCGACGAACAACGCGGCAGGAGCAGCGCAGGGAGGCCAGCAGCAGCAGCAGCAGCAGCAGCAGCAGCAGCAGCAGCAGCAGCAGCAGCAGCAGCAGCAAUAUGCAAGGACGGGAGAUCUGUUGGGCAUUCCAGAGCUGGCGAAUGAGGGCGAGGAAGAGGAAGAAGGCGCGGCAAAUCACGCCGCCACCGCCGCCGCCGCCGUCAGCGGCAGUGGUGGCGAGACCAACGGCGGCAGCAGUACGACGCUCGUCGAGUCCGAGUCCGAGGCCGAGGCUCGCGGCGGUCGCGCAGAGGCAGAAGAUGCGCAGCACGACGCGAAGGCAAGGAAAGACGCGCAGGCGCAGACGGCGACGGCGGCGGCGGCGGCGGCAAGACUGCAACAAGAGCGCGAGCGCGGCGAGAGGCGGGAACGCCGGCGCAAUCGCUUCAGCGUGGCGGGCGCCACGCCAGAGGUGUUUUUCAUGGAGUACGGCACCGUCGUCAUCUGGGGCAUGACGCUGGCGCAGGAGAAGCGCCUCUUGCGCGAACUGCGGCGCUUUGAAGUGGAGCGUCUGGCGCCCGAAGACAUCGAGUCUGAAGAUCUCAACUGGUAUCUCGCCGACUAUUCUCGCAUCUACAACGAUGUCAUUACGCUGCGAAGAGGAUCCAGCUACAUGACCAAGCUCUCCCUCUCGCACGCCCUCGCACAAAGCACAAAGAUCAGCUUCUUCGAGGGCGUCAUUGACAAUACCAUCGACGCGACAAAGGACAUUCCGCAAAGCAUUGCAGAGAGCGGCAAGAUUGGCAUGCCGCCGGCGGAGAUCAUGAAGCAGAUCGGCCAUCUCUUCAUUCUGCGCAUGAACAUCCACCUCGUCGGCUCCAUCGUCGAUUCGCCCGAGAUCUUCUGGGCGCAACCUGAUCUCGAGCCGCUCUACUCUGCCGCGCGCAGCUACCUCGAGAUUCCGCAGCGCAUCGACCUGCUCAAUGCGCGCGUCGAGGUGCUGCAGGACAUGCUGCAGCUGCUCAAGGACCAAGUCACGAGCUCGCACAGCGAGUGGCUCGAGAUUGUCGUCAUUGGCCUCAUUCUACUCGAGAUCAUCCUCGGCAUAGCGACCAUGUUCGUCGACCUGUACUUUGCCUAG
This is a messenger RNA of Tilletiopsis washingtonensis, 1794 nucleotides long. RefSeq names its product DUF155-domain-containing protein. The record is from RefSeq and is a predicted model, not a curated record. NCBI's taxonomy places the organism in Eukaryota, Fungi, Basidiomycota, Exobasidiomycetes, Entylomatales. The transcript is spliced from 9 exons. The coding region runs from base 1 to 1794 and encodes 597 amino acids.